This is a messenger RNA of Symbiodinium natans, 7476 nucleotides long. Lineage: Eukaryota; Dinophyceae; Suessiales; Symbiodiniaceae. The record is from the annotation of a GenBank genome assembly.
AUGAUGUCCUUAUGCUCCUUGCUGUCCUCUGUCCUCGUACUGAACACAAAGGGAACGCUCAACGAGAGCGUGUUCAGCUCGCUUGCACUGGUUUGCCGAUUUGCUGAGCACAUGGAGGAACGGAGCCAGGAGGUGAGUCGACCAGCUCUGCUGUGGGCGCUGAGGGAUUUCGUGCUGGAACUGCGUGACGCUGCUGGUCACACCAUGAGUGCUGAUGAAUACCUGGAGCAAGCUUUACAUGCUGCCGAUGCACGGGGGGCUGGCAAAGAGGUGCGGCAGAACCUUCUUCAGUUCUUUAACCACAGGAGUUGCACUACGUUGGUCCAGCCAGCAGGUGCGGAGAAUGACAUGCAAAACCUCAGUGAAGUGCCUUAUUCGUCGCUUCGCAGCGAGUUUCGCGCUGGCGUGGAGGCCAUGCAGGCGCAACUCGUUGCGAUAUGCCAUUCGCAUCCCAAGAUGGUGGGCGGGCAGUCGCUUGGCUGCGCCUCCUUCGCGGCUUUGUUGCAGCAUCUUGUCGAGGCGAUGAAUGAGUCAAAGCAGCUGAGUGUGAAAGGCGCAUGGGAUGCGGUGCAGCACACCACCUGUGGCAGCCUUGCUGACGAACUUCGGGGUAUCGCUUCCCAGAAGCUGAAGCAACUGAAGUCUGGCCAGGCCUUGCCCGAUGGCACACAGCUCCCCAUGACAGACGAAGCCCUUCGAACUUUCUUCCGAAACCAGCGCCAUGAGUUGAAAGACAGAUGGGAGCAGCAAGCGGUCGGUGAUGAAGAGGUGCGCAAGGAGUACUGGCAAGAACUCAAGGAGACGCUUGCCCGUGAGGAGCAGCAGGUGCGGCAGCACAACGGUCGUCUUGCAGACCAGCAGCUGUCUCAAAGCCUGAAGUUGUGGCAGGACUGGCUUGAUAACUCCGAAGGUACCAUUGAAGAAGGCGAAAAGAUAUCAGCAGAUCUAGGCAAGCUUCUGGAGCACCUUCCCACUGCGACUGUUGCCCGAGCUGGGCGUGCAGCUGUUGAGGCUGCCGCAAGGCGUGUGGCAGUGGCUCGCACCGCUGUUGUUGCCACCGUUGAGCAAUCUGCGGAAGCCCAACGGCGUGCUCUCGCAUGGGGAGAGCAGGCAGCCAAGCUGGAAGGCAACGUUCGCGCUGAGCUUGAGGCCACGAAGGCGGCCAUCAAAAAGGCCGCAGAUCGCUGGCGCCAGGCGAGCCAAAUCAAGGAGGCCAAAGAAGUGGAGAUGCAGGGGAAAAUGGCAGAACUCGAUGACGGGCAACAGCAAAUGGAGUCAGCACAAGCUGAGCUUGAAGAGGCUCGGGCUCGAGAGACAGAGCUGCAGGUUCUCAACAGAACCGGUCAGGAGAAGGAGGUAAGCUUGCAGCAGGAGUUGGAGGCUGCUCGCGCUAUGGCAUCAAAGGCUGCUGCGGAACGCCUUGCUAGCCAACGUUGCAACGAAGCAGCUGCUGAGGCUGCUGGUCGACAGAACCUGCAGCUCCAGGAGGAGCUCCGUGAGGCCCAGGUGGAGCUCCAGCGAGCCAAGGAGCAGCUGAGAGCAGAACGAGAGGAGCUGAAGCGGGAGCGGGAAUCACACCGAGAGAAACACCAGGAGAAGAUCCAGGACUUGCACGUGCAGCUACAUGCCGAGAGGAAAGCACUGACCGAAGCUCAUGAUUCCGACCGUACAGAGCACCAGCAACUGCUGGCCAGUGUGCGACACGAGCUCGAGGAGGCAAGAAAGCAGCACUCGGAGAGCAAGGAAGGCACCAAAGGCCAGCUCCUGGAGCAUGUGCGUCACAUCGGUACCCUUGAAGGGAAGGUUGCCGGCCUCAACACUGAGGCAGACUUCCUGAAAGGACGCAUAGCUGAGCUUCAGGACACCUUGAAGGAGUCUGAGGCGCACAUGUUCAAGCAGUCCCAGGGAAUCACCUCUCUCCGCAAAGAGCUGGAGAAGGCAAAGGCUGAGUCUGGACAUGCUCGGGCCGAGGGUGAAGAGAGAAUCGGUGCCUCAAACGAGAAGUCGGAGCUGUGCACUUCCACCGACUUUGCCUGCUUCUCAAAACAGCUGACCUCACAGCUCCUCAAGCCUUGCAAGCGUCGGGUGGCAGUUGCAUUGGCCGGUGCCGGAACUUUCGCCAGAAAGGCGCAUUGUCCAUCCCUUGUACUGGACGACAAAGACUGUUUCGACUUACGGGCAGUGUGGAGCAAGUCCGCAUCCUCGGCGCAAGCCCUAUCGGAGCUAGUUGUCAGACAUGGUGGAGCACCUCCAGUGCCCCUCUGGGGGGAUCAGGGUUGGAGGGAGAUCCUUUCCGGCGAGCUGAAGCUGGAAUUGGUCGACGUCGUGCUGCCAAUUUCGGUGCAGCCAUCCUUUGUAACAUCAGCUUUGGCGGUCGGCCUUGCAGUCGUGUCAGAGAAGCCGGCAGCCGCCAAUGUGAGUCAAGCAGAGGACAUGUUGGAGAGCCUAGAGAGCCACAACCGAUUCAAUGCAUGGUUUGUUUCUGAGAACUGGAGGUUCGAGCCAGCGUUUCGAGUGGCCCAGCUGGCCAUCAGCGCCGGGGCUAUUGGGCAGAUCAUAGCUUUCUCCGCAAGUUCCGUGACUUACAUGCCUGAUGACCUGCCCUACAUGAACCUCCAAUCCUGGCGAAUGCAGGAAGAUUCGAACUGGAUUGUGGAUGUGGCUGUGCAUUUCGCUGCUGCGUUGCAUCUUGUUUUGGGCAGCCUGGAGAUUGAGGGAGUUGUCAUACGACGUGUGAGGCCAAAGAUCUUGCCUUUUGACACGUUCGCAGCAUCUCUGCGGGCAGGUUCGUUGGACAAUCAGAUACCUGGAGCUUGGCUGUUCUCCUUGAGUGCCCCGAGGCCUGCCCCUGCAGAGAUUUCUGGCUUAUCGGAUUUGGACUUGCGGCUUUCUGGUACAAAUGGCACGCUCUGUGUCUCAAGAGCAAAGGUGGAACUCAGAGACAUGUCUGGACGCUUGGUGCAGAACAUAACUGGGCUUGCAGGUCCAAGUGUGGCCUACGCUCUGCGUGAUGUGGCGCAUUCUAUCUUGGAGAUGCAGCCUGCCGUGGACACGUCGCCGAGGGCUGCUCUUCGGGACCUCCGCCUCGUCGAAAGCUUGGAAAGACACGCAGGCUCUCCGGUUCAGGCCCAUGCCUUCUGCAGCGUCGCCUGGGCAAAAGUUGCCAUGGCCCUGGCGCGUCGAGUGAGCCUCCGAUGGUCACCUUUCGCGGGGCGGCAGUGCUCCUUCUGCGAAGCUUUGCACAGGUGCGCAGCUGUUUGCCAGAAGACUCGACUCAAGAUCCACCCAUUUGCUUCAAGAAUUUCGGUUGCAGUCGUGUCUACCGCUAGCGAAAGCCGUUGUCAGCUGGAUCCUGUGCUGAAGCGGCCACCGGGUGGGCUGAUAAACCUUCGAGCAUGCCUGUGCAACCGAUCUCUUGAGAAGGUGUUUGCAGAGGAUAUGCCGACGAGCAUUGCUUACGCACCAAGUGUGCGACGUUACAGGCUCCCGGGUCUGCUUUCGCGGCCGCUGCCUGGGCUUGAGUUCCGGGCGAAGGCUGAUGGACGUGACAUUGACUGCAACAUGGGCUGGUACUGCACCCUGCUCGCAGCUAGCGAGGUUUUCUCGGAGUCUGCACGCCUCAGCUACCUGCAGGCUACAGAAGAUGUGACUUUUCCGGACUGCGUUUCAGACAAUUUCGGUGGGCUGCGCAGACAGGAAUACAGUCUGGCAACUGGCUCCAAGAGCAGCUCCGGGCAUCUUUGCAUGACCAACUAUGUGGAUCCACGACUUAAGGUCGUGGGUGCAACCAGGACACUGAUUGCCCACGCGCUGCUGCUGGGCGCAUUCUUGGGUUGUGCAGGGCCACCCGGUUACUGCGAGCUUUCGGUUGCCCAGCCUUGGCGGCCGGCUUUUAAGAGGUUCUGGGAAGAAUCUUCAGCCUAUUGUCACCACAACUGGUCGGAAGAUCGUUGCGCAGCUGAAUUGAAGAUACAGGAGGUACUGGCAGAGGCCCAUGCCGAUGCUGCAGCCAUCUCCGCCGAUCCCACCGAGGUGAAGAGCUGUGCGCAUGAGCUGCUCACCACCUGGGUGCCCACUGGCCGUGCUCACGCUCAAGUUUCCCCAGGAAUCGUCACAGCUGCUGUUGGCCGCUUGUCCGCAGCGCAGACAAUGGACACAUGCGGAGAAAAGCAGCUGCAGCAGCAUCUUCAGCUAUUGUACUCCGUUCAAGCCUCGACCGCCAUCGCAUUGAGCAUCAGCAUUCAAGAAGGGUGGAAUACAGAUGAUCUGGUGGUGUUGACGACGUUCCAUUUUGCAUCUGAGCUUUGGCACUCCUGGUGGUGCGCCCCUGCUGAAUUCGCUUCAGUUUUCCCGGCACCUGCGAUGUUUGACUUUGAUGGAAAGGUCAGCGGAAACGGCCGCGUAAAUUUAAGCGGCAGAGGCGGGAGGAAAGGUGCUCGUUCUGCCGAAGAAAGCCGUUCGGACUUCGUCAAGCGUCAGCAUCAAGAGCGAGAGUCUCGGGAGCGCAAGAGGAUACGGGAAGCUGCUUCCAGAAGGAUCCAGGCUGUCUACCGGGGUCAUCGAUGUCGCGAGCUUCAAGGGGCAGAGAAGCGACAAGUCUUUGACAAGAAAUAUGCCGGCAUCAGCAGCAUCAGUGGUACUCUGCCACCACCGCAGAAGGCAAAGUUUGUCUUUCACGCGCUGGUGCCAUUGAUGCGGCUUUUUGCCUUGUUCUUCAGGAGAGAGAAAGACGAGGCCAGACUGUCUCAAGUGCUGGAGUUGGUGCUCUUCUCCGGUCUCCAGUCGGAAGGCUGCAACAUUUUCCAUGUCCUCGCGAUGGAGGAUUCCCAGGCGCCAAAAGACAUGACGCGACAAGGCCUGCUGGCGUUGCUGGAGAAGCUUCUGGCCGCGCUACUAGCUUGCCAGCGUUUCUUGGACGCUUCUCGGGUGCUGCUGACUCUGCAGAAAGCCAUGUUUUCUCCCAGCCCUGAAUACAAGGCGCUGGGGAUCAAUUCAGGUGUGACAGUUGCCAAGCUGCUGAGACGGCUUGAAAUUUUCCAGGUGCUGUCACCGCUGUGCAGCUCCUCUGAGCCAUUGCAGGUCGCCAACAUGGUCAAUCUGAUGUGCUCGGGCUUGGACGCCAUCUCUCUGGCAACGGUCGAGCAUUCGCUACGCUGUCGCCAGGAGUUGCUGGCACUUCUUUUGUCCACGCCGCAGAUCGGCGAGAGCUUGUGCACAAGUGAGGUGGCAAAGCCAAGCCUCACACAGUCGCUACAACGCUUAUGCAGCUUGCUCGUCCACACCGCGGGGGUUCUGGGGGCAGCCGCACCCAACAGGUCGUGCAGCCCUGCGCACAUCCUCGACAACAUCGCCGUGAUCCUGGAGAGAUUCGCUCUCCAUCAUGAAAGCGGCUUCUCCACAGCUUCCGGGGAGCUGUUGGCCUUCCUCCAUUGGCUGUCCUGGGCCAAGGAGCAGGUCGGCAUUGGGGCCGAGGAUGCCAAGGCAAGUGCCAGGGCAUCUGCGACAUUAAACCGUGGUAGCUUCGCUCGUUUGCUCCUCUCAUCCGUGGAUCGUGGCAGAGAUGAUAUCCUGUUGGCCAUAUGCCGCUUAUACUUUGCUCCGUCGGAUGGCACAGCGGAGGCUGAAUGUGACCCUCCUCAGGAGGUGCUGCAGACCCUGGCGUUUGCCACUCCUCUUGCAGAACGUUUGUUCCCAACCUUCCGAGGUUUGAUGAGGAAUCGGAGUGCAGAGGAUGUGUUCGAAGCUCUGGGCCCGCCUGCACUGGCAUCGCCAGAGGCCAUUCGACUGCGCGUCUUCUGCGCUGUGUAUGCCUUGCAGCUCCAGCCGAUGUAUGACUACGAGUUCUUCGGCGCUGCCAACCCCCUACGGCUAGAGGAGGUGCGGGAGUUGUUACCUUUCCUGAACCGGCUCACGUAUCACUUUGUGACCACGAUGCCAGACCAGGCGGGUCUGCUUCCUGCAGCCAGGGCUCUCCGCAGCAGCCUUACUUCCCUGAUCAGCUUGCUUUAUCAUCGUCAUCGGCGGAAAGCGAUUUUGGAGAGCGAUGGUGCUUGGAUCAUCCCAGAAUCGCGUACGCUGCUGCGGCGUGCUCCUCCAGCCAUCAACUUGGGCACUGAUAUCCCAGAUGAAUCGAUGGAGCCAAUGCAUGAUGAGGAUGAGCCUAUGGAGGUUGAUGAGGAGGAAGCUUCACAGGAACCCGAGCGAGGCAAUGCACCCAGCAUGCCCAGUACGAGUGCGACAUCCUCGCAGACACUGGCUGAAAGAGCUUUGCAAGCAACGCUGGCCGAGAUGCCUCAUGUCUUGCCGUUUGAGGACCGAGUCUCCAUUCUACACGCAGCCAUCCUUGCCGAUCAGGAAGAAAGGCGGGCGUACCGUGGUCCUUGGGGCCCGUCUGCCAUGGAGAAGCAUCAGAUACGCCGAAACUUCCUUGUUGAUGAUGGCAUCGCCGCUUUUGAAGGCUUGGACGACGAGCACGGGCUUCGCGAUACGUUUCGGGUGGAGUUCAUCGCACCUGACGGUACUCCAGAAAGUGGGGUGGAUGGUGGCGGCCUCUUCAAGGAGUUCAUGGUGCACAUUUGCCGGGAGAUGUUCGACCCAGAGUACGGCCUUUUCAGUGCCACAUCUGACCACACCUUGUACCCUGCCACGUCAGCCUUCACCAAACACCGGCAAGCUGCUGACUUGUACACCUUUCUUGGCAAGGUUGUGGGGAAGGCGAUCUACGAGAUGUUUUUGCUGGAGCCACAGUUCAGCAGGGUCUUUGUAAACCGUCUCCUCGGGCGCGUGAACGAGGUAGAUGACGUUGCAUCCUUGGACAGAGAACUGCACAAGAACAUGUUGCAGAUCAAGGAGUGCUCAGACGUAGAGGGGCUUGGCAUCACGUUUAGUAUCUCUGUCACCGAGAAGGGCGUGCACAAGGACAUCGACCUUAUUCCUGGUGGCAGUGACAUCCCGGUGACGCGCGAGAAUCUGACCCGCUACCUUCACCUGAUGGCCAACUACAGGACGAACGUGCAGUUCCAGCGACACACUGCCGCCUUCCUGACUGGGCUGCAGAAGGUGCUCCCUGUUGCCUGGCUGAAGAUGUUUGAUCCAUACGAGCUCAACACCUUGAUCUCCGGUUCCACCACCGGGUUUGAUGUUCGAGAUCUCCGUGCCAACACCGUACUUUCCGGCGGCUACCAGGACGACAGCCCCUGCAUUGUUUGGCUUUGGAAGCUUUUGCAAGAAGAUCUGGAACCAGAGGAUAUGGGCAGGUUCUUGAUGUUCUGCACAUCUUGCAGUCGCGCUCCGCUGUUGGGGUUUCAGAACCUGAAUCCGAAGUUCUGUGUGCACCGCGUGCCAGAUUCAGAACGACUUCCAACCAGCGCGACGUGUGCUAAUUUGCUGAAGCUGCCAGACUAUGUAAGCUACGAGAGCUUGAAGUCGAAAGUCCUUCAAGCCAUCCGUGCAGAAGCAGGCUUCGACUUGAGCUAG